Drosophila willistoni is the source of this 3203-nucleotide messenger RNA. RefSeq lists its product as uncharacterized. The coding region runs from base 596 to 2962 and encodes 788 amino acids. Gene Ontology annotation, cellular component: nucleus. Gene Ontology annotation, molecular function: DNA-binding transcription factor activity, RNA polymerase II-specific; RNA polymerase II cis-regulatory region sequence-specific DNA binding. The transcript is spliced from 5 exons. The record is from RefSeq and is a predicted model, not a curated record. NCBI's taxonomy places the organism in Eukaryota, Metazoa, Arthropoda, Insecta, Diptera, Drosophilidae. Gene Ontology annotation, biological process: cell differentiation; regulation of transcription by RNA polymerase II.
CGGUUUUGAAUCGGAAUUCGGAAUCGGUAACGGACUGAGACUCAAUAGAAUACACUGAUAUUAUUAUUAUUCAUGUUAUUAUUGACAACACCAUUUCCCAAAAACCUUCCCAAAUAAAAAAUUAAAUAAAAAAAAAACAUUGCUGGCGUCGUCAUCGUUGGCAGCGUGCGGAUGUCGUGUAUAUUGCCGUGUACGCGUACGCGCAAAUCGUUUAACCUAACAAGUGUUUUUUUAGCCGGCUAAUACACUGCGAAAGUGUGAGUGGGAGAGAGUGAGACAGCAGCAGCAGCAGAGACUAACCAACGAGCCAUGUAAAACGUCAGCAUAUAGACACAUAGAUACUCACACACACACACACCCAUAGAUAUACACACAGAUACGCAGAAAAAUGUAUUAAGUGAGUGUGAAAGCAAAAGGAUAAAAACAGCAAUAAAACGUGACCUUUGAAAGAAAAAAACUUAUAAAUAGAAAACGGCAAAAAAAAAAACAGAAAUAAAAAUAGAAAAAAAAGGAAAAACCAUUUAAUUGGAUUUCAUUUCGUCUUUUCGGCUUUCAUUUCGGAUACAAUUAACUGAGAGAGCGGCUGUGGCCCUAAAUGAUGCCCGAAACUGAACGCGACUCGUUGGUGGCAGCUGAAAUGGUUAGUGGUGCCUUGAGUCACGGUUAUGGCAUAGUCAAGGAUCAACAGCAGCAACAGCAUCAUCAUCUACAACACCAGCAGCAGCAGCAUCAUCAUUCCCAGCUUCCUCAUCAGCAGCAACAGCAGCAACAACAGUCAUCGUUGGAUCCAUAUAAAAUGGCCACAAGCACAUAUGUAUACAGCAGUCCUUUAACCAUACCGCCCACACAUGUGGCCAUGGUUCAUAGUCCUAAUAGCAGCAGAGACAAGCUUGGCAAUCUGCUACGCGUGCGUGACAACAACAAUAGUCAUAGUCCUAGCAGUAGCGGCAGUUCCCCCACCACAUUUCUUCAAAAGCAAUUGGAGUCACCCAAUAGUCGAUCAGUGGUGAACAGCAGCAGUCAACAACAACCUCGUCGCUCGAUCACGCCGUAUCCUACAGCAGCAUCAGCACCACCUCCCCCAACAGCAGCAGCAGCAGCGAUUGCAGCUACAACAAGUUGGCAUGCCCAUGUAUAUGCCCGUCCGCCCAAUCGUCCUACCCCCCACUCCAUAGCUGAUAUUUUGGGCAUGGCUCAAGUUGAGAAGGAGACCCUUCUACUCGAGGGUGGCAAUCCCAUAACAGCGGCAGGCCCAGCUAAAUCACCAAAGAGCAUUUUGCGUAACUUUGAGCAACAGUAUGCACAACAGCAGCAACAUCAAGAGCAACGUCCUCUGCGCAGUGCAUCCAUCUCCAUGAGUGAUGCAAGCGAGGAGGAUAGCGCAGCAACAGCUGCAAUAGCAACAACAACGGCAGCAACAGUCACUGCAGCAACAGCUUUAGCAGCAGUAGCAACAGCAGCAGCAACAACACCACCAGCAAUAGCAGCAAUAACGCCAGCAACUUCACUUGAUCAGCCAUUGAAUCUGUGUGUGGCCAAAAAAUCGCGUGAUGGUAAUCAGUCGCCCAUGCCAGUCAAACAGCAAAAUCAACUUCUGGGCAAGACAACCGCCAAAAAGGAGCAUUCUGCCAGGCCUGUGGCCAAGAAAAAGAAGCCGUCACCCAGCAACACGGGCACGAGUUUGGCCCUACCGCCUGACAUUAGUCCGACGGCCAGUAGUGACACAUUGAUGCGAGAGAAAUUGUUGGCUCCCUCCACGGCCAAUUCACCGGGUUCCGGAUCGGCAAUAAAUAUGCAGCCCAGCAAUGCCAGCAGCAAUAUUGAGACAACUGAAGAUGACUCCGAUUCAGGAUCAACGGAUGCCAGACGCAAGAAAAAGGCACGCACCACCUUUACGGGUCGUCAGAUUUUUGAGUUGGAAAAACAAUUUGAGGUCAAGAAGUAUCUCAGUUCAAGUGAACGCACAGAAAUGGCCAAAUUGUUAAAUGUCACCGAAACGCAGGUGAAAAUCUGGUUUCAAAAUCGUCGCACAAAGUGGAAGAAACAGGAUAAUAUAACCAAUAAUGAGGCUGCUGAGCACAAGUCAACAACAAACACAAAUAAAACAGGAACGGAUCAGCAGCAACAGCAGCCAUCAAAAGAAAAUAGCAACUCUAACAACAACAACAAUAACAAUGAAGGCAAAUUGCCAACAACAAAACAGUCAACGACAAAGAUUAAAAAACAAUUGAACGCUCUGCUGGAGAAGGCCGCAAAGACCGCAAAUAGUAAUGGCGGGAAUAUGGCCACAAAUGGCAGCGAUUCUCAGUCAACAAUUGCAGGCACAAACAACCACAACAACAACAAUAAUAAUAACAACAACACUAAAUCCACUGAGAAGCGACAUCAUGGCGGAAGCAACAACAAUAACAACAACAAUCAUGGUGAAUCAUUGCUAACACGUUUGCAUCAGCAUGCCAUACCCUUGACUGUGGAGCCGGCAGCACCUUUAGAACAAACCGAAAAAUUGGAAAUCAAAAAGGAAGAAUCACCACAGCAUCGAGAGCUUCAAUUGAGAUUGCAACGUGCAGCGGCAACGGCCGAAGCAGCUGCAGCAGCAGCAACUGCCGCCAAAACUGCUAGCCAACAAAAUGGACGCAGUCCUCCACCCUCAACAGCGGCAGCUCCUGCCGUUCCUGCUCUGUUGAGUGAUAUGGAUUUCGAGAGCAAACUUGCCGCCUCUACCAUAUCGAUUGCCAUUGGGUUGACCAAUAAACAGUCAAAGUCCGAAUUAGAGCCAAAGAAUGCAAGUGAAUCAGAGGGCGAAGGCGAUGCCGAAGGUGAAGCUGAUGGCGAGGGCGAUGGUGAAAACGAUAACAAUGGGGGCGAUGUUGAUGAUGAAGAGGACGAAGAUGAGACUUCUAGCGAGCAUGGUGCUUCCACUGAGGCGCACGAUUCACAGGAUCAGGAUGUGGCCAUGUAAAAAAGCUAAAAGGAAAAAAACAAAACAAAUUCAGUCAAAUUAACUUGUGCCAAAAAGUCGAAUAUUGCUCACAGCACCAUCAUAUACCACUCAACCACAACCACAACCACUACCAAUUCCUUUCACCUCUUAAACUAAACAACGGCCCGUGUUUUUAAUUUCAAAUUGUAAUUGUAAUUUAUUUCAUAAAUAUUUAAUAAUAAUCUAUAAUUGUACUUCUAAGCUUAAGCGCUAAUCCUAA